Messenger RNA from Moneuplotes crassus, 959 nucleotides. The record is from the annotation of a GenBank genome assembly. Lineage: Eukaryota; Ciliophora; Spirotrichea; Euplotida; Euplotidae.
GUAAAUCGUUCGAUGAACGGGAAUAAAAUUUUACAGGUCGAUUCUUCUAAGAUUAAUAUCAUAUCCAAUCAAAAUUCUAUGAGUAGGGAGAUCAAGCUACCCUUGAAACUUUCUGAAGAAGGGACUUUACAAUAUCCAGCGUUGUGUAAGCCAGAUACAUCUCAGUUGGAGCUGAUUAGGAAGCAAUAUCAACCCCAAAUAAAUUAUACCGACCUAACUCACUUACCUUCUCCUGAUUAUAACAAAGAAGUAGAUUCUUUAUUGGCAAGUAUUGAUAAGUACAGCUCCAUUCCUUCUAUUCGAUGGGAUUCCUUGGGUCUAGAAGAGCUAUAUAUAUCAAUUUCUAAGGACAAAGUCACCAAAGCUCAAGCACAUUCAUCUGUCUCAAGCUCAGAUUCUUUAAAAUCCUCUACCAUCACAAACUCAUUUUUGCAGGCCCAUAACCUUUUUAGCACCUCAUUCGAUAUUUCAAAACAGUAAGUCCUCGUUCUUUAAACUUUCCAAAACUCCUCUUUGGUACUAAUUUUUCACCUAAUUCUGUUUUUGAUUAUUGCUUAAAUUUCUUCACCUAUUUCUUGCCUCUAGCAUAUUUUUCAGCCCUAAGGACUCCAAAAUAACAUACUCGAGAUCCAGGGGGCAGGCAACCAAGAUUACUUUUAUGGUGCUAUUUAAUAUCACCUAUAAUACUACCCAAUCUCAGAAAUCUCCUAAAACCUGUUACUAUUAAUACUUUUAGUACUGCCAACCUGCACUGUUCCAAGAACAAAAUUACUUAUUUGUGACAGUAUGGAGACUGAACGAGGAAAUUUCAUAAGACUCGAAAUUUUGUGGACCAUGUCAGAAUGCAUAUGAAAAUUAAGCCUUAUCAGUGUACCCAUUGUGGCAAGAAAUUCACUCAGAAGGGGAAUUUGAGAAGACACUGUAAAAGACAUUUAAGUUAAAGUUUUAUAAAAUUUCGA